AUGCACGCUCCGUCAAUGAGAAGCCAGCGCGGCUCGGCGCAGCAGCGCCCUGUGAGCGCCAGCAGCGGCCUCCCGCCGAGGCGCGUGCGUGUCGCAGCUCGAGCCGCAGACGCCAAGCUCACGGCCCCGAGCAGCCUGCCGCAGCCGGAGCAGCAGCUGCCCCCCCAGGCCGCAGAGGAGGGCGGCCGCUGCCCCUUCCUCGCCGCGCUCCCGUCGCCCCCGCCGGCCCAGACCCCCUGGUACAAGCGGCUCGGGCAGCUCUUCACGCCGGCAGAGUACAGCCGCGAGGCGCUGGGCCCCCACACAGUCGUCGAAUCGCCGGCUCAGCUGGGGCUGCCCAACCAAUACAUCAUGGGGCGCGCCGAGUUCGUCAAGGCGGUGUUUUCGGGGGAGGUGGAGGGCGGCAUCACCACCACCGCGCCGGCGGGCCUCGUCAGCAGCCGCCAGCUGCUGGGCAGCGAGAACAUGCUCAUGGUCCCUGAGCCGCGCCACAGCUACCUGCGCAAGCUGGUUAUGCCGGCCUUCACCAACGAGGCUAUAGAGAAGCUCAUCCCCCGCAUGGAGGCCGUGCUGCGGAAGCACCUCGACAGCUGGGCCGACGCGAGUGGCACCAUUAAGGCCCACGACAUGCUGCGCAAGAUGACGUUUGAGUUCAUCAUCGCGGUCGUCAUGGGGCGGGACUACCCGCAGGACACCAUCACGCGCCUUGCGGAGAACUACGCCGCAUGGACCAAGGGUCUGCUGGCCUGGCCGUUCAUCGACCUGCCGUUCACGCCAUUCGGCAAGGCCCUGCGCGCGCGCCAAGAGCUGCUGGACUUCUUCCAGGCGAGACGCAGCCCGCCCUUUUAUGCACCCCCUCGCUAG
Monoraphidium neglectum is the source of this 864-nucleotide messenger RNA. RefSeq names its product Cytochrome P450 26C1. The transcript is spliced from 6 exons. The coding region runs from base 1 to 864 and encodes 287 amino acids. Gene Ontology annotation, molecular function: iron ion binding; heme binding; monooxygenase activity. Gene Ontology annotation, biological process: sterol metabolic process. The record is from RefSeq and is a predicted model, not a curated record. NCBI's taxonomy places the organism in Eukaryota, Viridiplantae, Chlorophyta, Chlorophyceae, Sphaeropleales, Selenastraceae.